AUGGUGGAUCAAGUGGAACAGAGUGCCGGCAACUAUGUGGUUGCCCAGAUCUCACGGGAUUCAUUCUGUGUGAUUUGGGAUCAGAGUCAUGUCUCCCGUCCGCAUGGGUGCCCAACAUGGUUCAAAGGUCGUCCCAGGUUCAGGUCGGUCCACAUUGUGGAAGUGGACAAGGAAGAUAGCAACCGUGUUGUGCUUAAGUGCUCAUGCCGCCAUAAACAGCACUAUGGAUUGCCCUGUUGCCAUUUACUCUCCAUUGAACACCAAUACAAUCUUUCCGAUAUUGCCUGUUGUUGGCGCAAUGACUAUGACUUGUAUGCGUAUUCAAACGGAAAAGAGAAGACUAUGACCAAAUUGUUUGCUGAAUUGAGCAAGGUUGAACACCAGGGAAUCCUGGUAAAGAGUGAUUGGUUGAAAGAAAGGCUAAAUGGGGGUGGCUGGACAGAGCUUCCAACCCUGUCUAAUUACAUUGAAUAG
Molecule: messenger RNA, 474 nt
Organism: Cylindrotheca closterium
Lineage: Eukaryota; Bacillariophyta; Bacillariophyceae; Bacillariales; Bacillariaceae
Source: the annotation of a GenBank genome assembly